AACAAAAACCCUCCUGCUUCCUCAAGUAGCUAGCAUGUGAUUGACUUUUUCAUAGCAUAUCAUUAGUCCGUGAAACGCGGGUAUUUACUCCACUGCUUUACAUUAAUGGAGGUCAGUAGGCUUAACGAUUUCCUCACUCAAGUCGUUUGUUCCUAAGCCAAUAGAUAAUGCCUUCGUCAUAGUUUUCUGGGGGGAAAGUAACUGUGCGUUUGUUCUGCAGAUGGCCACCUCCCUCUGAAUCCUGCAGAUUGGUGCUGAGCACGCAACAAAAGUUUGUAGCUUCUCAGUUUCUGGUGCUUCGCAGGGGAGAGGAAAGGACGUUGGCAUUAAACACAAGAAGCAGUCAGGGGGCCAUCUCCUUUAACUUUUUUCCUCUGUUACCAUUUGCAAUGAAGAGGAAACAGAAGAGAUUUCUACAGAUGACUUUGUUAUUCAUGGUGGCUUUAAUUUUCCUGCCUAACGUUGGUCUCUGGUCUCUGUACAAGGAUAAGCACCUGGUGAAGUCUACAGAGCCGGGGGAGCAGCAGACAUUUCCACUGGGCCUGGGAGAUGGGCCAUUCUAUGCAUGGACAGAUGGUUUGAGAAGAAAGGACUGGCAUGACUAUGAAAGCAUUCAGAAAGAGGCUAUGCGCUCAGGGAAAGGUGAGCACGGGAAACCCUACCCCCUUACUGAAGAGGACCAUGAUGACUCAGCUUACAGGGAAAACGGUUUCAAUAUUUUCGUCAGCAACAACAUUGCUCUAGAGCGCUCCCUGCCGGACAUUCGCCAUGCGAAGUAAGUACCAG
Propithecus coquereli (Coquerel's sifaka) is the source of this 786-nucleotide messenger RNA. Its product is annotated as polypeptide N-acetylgalactosaminyltransferase-like 6. The coding region runs from base 390 to 779 and encodes 129 amino acids. The transcript is spliced from 3 exons. Lineage: Eukaryota; Metazoa; Chordata; Mammalia; Primates; Indriidae. The record is from RefSeq and is a predicted model, not a curated record.